This is a messenger RNA of Cryptococcus amylolentus CBS 6039, 2724 nucleotides long. RefSeq lists its product as hypothetical. NCBI's taxonomy places the organism in Eukaryota, Fungi, Basidiomycota, Tremellomycetes, Tremellales, Cryptococcaceae. Bases 1 to 2724 code for a protein of 907 amino acids. The transcript is spliced from 10 exons. The record is from RefSeq and is a predicted model, not a curated record.
AUGCCCACCUCGCCCUCAGAUGUCUCUCAAAACAAAAUCGCCAGAAGGACAUAUGGACGGCGCUCCCUCGCCCACAAACAGAAGAGAAAGUCGGAGCUCUUGACCGGCGGUGAAAGUAACGCCAGCGAUGAUGGUACCGACCACAGCCGUCGACGACCUGAAGGGAUGUCUGAUGCUGGCAGCAGCGUAUAUACACCAAAGCGGAAAAGGACAGCGUCACGCGAGCAAUCAGGUACUGGAGACGCACCAACUUCGUCUUCAAGACGUCACUCUCCAUCACCUUCGCGCGAGCGCAGACCCGAACCAGAAACAGACAUACCAGCUCAGGCUUCUGGUCUUGUCCGCCCUACUCUGGUCACCAAGCGAGCCCCCAAGGCACAAGAUGGCAGCGCAGACUCAAAACCAGGAUCGUCGAAUGAUCUACCCUCCCCCCAACUGCCUAUCAGUCGACCUCCCCCUCCUCUUAUGCGAGAACUACAAACCAAAAGACCAAUCACCCGUACUCUUUCAGGCAAUCGCAUAGAACAUCCAGACCUGUCCGCUAUCUUUGCUGGUGUUUCUCCAGGAAGACGAGCAUCUCACUCCCCAGCAAGGAGUUUGGAUGGACACAGUGAUAGCGAGGCAGAUUCCUCGGGCUCUCGUCUAGCCUUACCAAAGCCGAGUGGCCUCCGGCGUAUGCUCACCAGAACUCAGAGUCUGGGAGAGCCCUGUUCAGCUUCUGGUAUCGAUGAUGGGGACGCUGCCGGGUUCCAAGCCAGCUCUACCAAGCCGUCGGUCCCUGCUCCACUCACGCCGCCUGGGGCACUCAGGCGAUUGCACUCUAUGCCCGAAUCUCCUCACAUCCCUAGUCCAAAGGAAUCACAAAGCGAAGAAGUUCCGAUACCUCAAAUACAGGCAGUUCAGCCAGGUUCGGGCGGAAGGGCCAAGCGGACUUAUGGUAAAGUCCGGACCAUGCUUGUAGAGCAACCCAAAGAGGUGCUAAGAAGCCAAUCUACGUUUGCCAAUAUUGAUUCGGAAGAAGCCCAAGAGAGCUAUACGGAACUGAGACACAAGUAUGAAGUCGACAACACAGUCCUUCCCAAUAGUCGUUCAGCGAGUCUCCUUCAGGAAAUGAUGCAAGCGCGGGCGCCUGAGACAGUGUCCGACAUGAGGUCCCGAGGCGAAAAUAGGCGGUUCAUAGACGAAUUAGGUUAUCUAUUGGAAGGCAUUUCGGAUCCCACAGCAAGCUCCGCCUUCAGAAGAUCAAGUGCUGUUGAUAUCCUUCAAAAUAUGCAGGAUGUAUCCUGGCUGACCAAGAUGAAGAUUUGCGGUCAGGUGGACAAGGCGUGGGAUUGCUUCUAUGGGGCCAGCUUUGAAGAUGAAAUAAUGAGAGCAGCCUGCCUACUGUUCCUUGUGGUCCUCAUGUUAUCAGGAUCGGGGCUAGAACAGGUCUUGUCUGGCAAUUCCGAACAAUGUGUUGCCCUAGUCGCUCAGAACCUCAAUCUUCGUGAUGGCCCAUUGGACAUCACAUACAAAACAAAGGUGGCUGGGUCGGUGACCAGACUGCGACAAUUAGGAAACCAGCUGGACUUGGGAUGGAAGAGCACUCUCGCGACACGCCGCUUGGCAUCUGUACUCCUCAGAUCUAUCUGCUCCGGGCCUCUGUGGACCACUGCAAAAGAAGCCUUCGAGUCCCAAAAUCUGUCAGCACUUAUCUCAAGCAACUUGCAAAGGGAAAUCUUCCCGGUGAUAAAUCGUCUCGAUCUGUAUGAAAAAGGCAUGGAAUUAGUGACGGAAGGGGGCUCCGUCGAGUUUCAAUACUUGGCUGAGUGUCUCGGGAUCCUUCUUUCCCUUGUCGAGAAAUCAAAAGCCCAGCGCGAAAAUUAUCUCCAGACUUACCCGUCAAACACUCAAAAUAUCAUCUACGUAGCGAUCAUAAGUUGCAACGUGGCACUUACGUCCCCAGACCCAGAGCUUGAAGCUUCUACAUGUGUCGUCCGCGCCAUCCAGCUCCUAGCGCAUCUGGCUACCGCCGUCCCAGCCUGGGCCACAACCGUCAUCCAGUCCUCCGGUGGACCUUCUCUCCUUGCCCGAAUCAUUAUUCACCGAAAAGUCAUUCUUGGAACGGCAGACGAAAUGCGCCGGAGACGUUGUAGUAGCACUGCGACAGAGAUGGACGAGGAUGCCAGGCAAGGCGGAACAGUAUCGGUCCAGCCGGAAGACCCAGAGAUGUCGGAAGAGGAGUAUCUGUGCUUUGGCCUGGCGUUACUUACUACAUCGGCUAUCACGGACGGGAAUUGUGCUUCUGUGAUUGCUCGCACGAAUGUGCAAGGAGAUUGCUUGGGUAAUCACGGGUGUCUGCUUCGUUGUCGUUGUAUGUCCCCAAUGCCUCUUGGCAGACAACUUGCGUAUCUUUAUGAGAGAUAUCAACGUCACCAAGACGAUGCUUUCGCACCCAUUCUCGCCGGGAACUUGGCGUUACUCUUUUCAAAGAUAUUCAUUGCCUCUCCCGAGACCAGCGGCAGCAUAAUCGGGGCCCUUCCAGGCGCUUCGAGAGAAGAGAAACUGCAAGGACUCGCAAGGUCGCUUCGAGAACUAAACGAACUGCAGUUGGCCAUGCAGAAUACGAUAGGGAAGCUGUUUCCUCGGGGCUUUGUUUUGGAGGACGAUGUAGAUAAGGAGGCGAUCACCGAAGGGGAGGUGGCCACAAAAGCGAUUAGGGACAUAGAAGCGUUCAUGGACUGA